This is a messenger RNA of Humulus lupulus (European hop), 1171 nucleotides long. RefSeq lists its product as uncharacterized. The coding region runs from base 87 to 1067 and encodes 326 amino acids. The transcript has 2 exons. The record is from RefSeq and is a predicted model, not a curated record. NCBI's taxonomy places the organism in Eukaryota, Viridiplantae, Streptophyta, Magnoliopsida, Rosales, Cannabaceae.
UAGGCCGAAAAAACAAAAGAAUCCUGGUUUACAUCUUUUCCCAAAGUUAUUAUCAUUGUUUAACUCAUUGUCAUUAUGCAGGUGCCAUGAAUCCCGACCUCGACGCCGUGCUCUUUAGUGAUGGGGGAGCUGGCGCCCAGAAAAGCAAACGCCCGAGGAUAGCAAAGAGGCCCGACCGACAGUCCAAGGUGUCUAAACGUCACGAGACGACUCCCACGGCCCAGAUCACUGCGGACACCUCCAAGGAGCCGACUGCCCAGGUCGAUGGGUCAGGCUCUACUGCAUCCAUCUCGCAGCUUCCCACCGAGACCCGGUUAAUAGUUGCUCGGCCUCCGAAGAAACCUUCUACCUCAACGGUUCAGCUGCCAACGGCCCGAACUCAUACUGAGGAAUAUGUACUUGAUGGUGCCGCUGGGGCAGAAGGGGCGCUUCUCAGCUCGGACGUCCUUUCUCGGGUGGGUCAGAGCUUUUCUGGCUUUGGUGCCGACCACUGGGACCUCGUGCGCAAGGCCUCGGACUGCAAUACUCUUUAUGAGAAGAGUAUCGAACUCUCCGCCGCGGCCCUUGUUGUUUCAGCGCAACUUAACUACAAGCUGACCAACGAGGUGCAAACGAGCUUAUCUCUGGCUCAAAAGUCGAAGGAUCUCGAGCUGAAGAUGAUUGACGAGCUCAAAGACUCGAAGUCUGAAAUUGAAAGAUUGAAGACCCGUCUUGAGGAGCUUGAAAAGUCAAACGCUGAGCUCGAGAAGGCCAAAGCCAAGCUCGAAGAGGAGAAGUCUGCCACCUUCGAUUUCAUGGAGAGCGAGAAGACCCGCCUCCUGAAUGAGUCUAAGGAGCAGAGGGAGAAAGCGGUCGACCAGGCCAUGUACAAACUUUGGGCCAACAAUGACGAUCUUGACACCAGCUUCCUGGGUCCUCUCGAAGCCACAUACGUUGAGCGGUGUAAUGCCCGUCUUUUGGCAAGUACAGCUGCUCGAGAGGUGGCCCAGCAGGAUAGUCAUGCUAUUCGUCCUGGAGGGUCUGGUGAUAUUGAUGCUGAGAAGGCCAAGGAUACUCCUCUUCCUUAAAUCCGAUCUCGGAGAGAUCAGUUAUCGGGGCUACGUCCCCUCAUUCUUGUAACUAUUUAAAUUUGUGCCCACGGGGCUGACUCAAUUUCUUUAACUUUUUCUAU